GAACCAGAACAUUUUUCUCUCUGGUUUUCCGUCAAAAUCUGUGUGUGAUUAUCAUAACAGAAACAGACAAACUGAAAGAAAAAAAAUGGCGGCCACGAGGGUUGCGAACUCAGGAAUGGUGCUUUCACGCCCGGUAACCUUCGUGACCGGCAACGCCAAGAAGCUGGAGGAAGUCAAAGCCAUAUUGGGCCACUCCAUUCCCUUUCAGUCCCUCAAGCUCGAUUUGCCAGAGCUACAAGGUGAGCCUGAAGAUAUUUCUAAAGAAAAGGCAAGACUGGCCGCCAAGGAGGUGAAUGGCCCUGUAUUGGUAGAGGAUACUUGCCUCUGUUUCAAUGCUCUAAAGGAUCUUCCAGGGCCUUACAUCAAGUGGUUCUUGCAGAAGAUCGGUCAUGAAGGCCUGAACAAUAUGUUGAUGGCGUACGAGGAUAAAUCAGCAUAUGCUCUGUGUGUCUUUUCUCUUGCUCUUGGUGCAGAUGCAGAGCCAAUAACUUUUCUUGGAAAAACUCCGGGAAAGAUAGUUCCUGCGAGGGGACCUAUGGAUUUUGGAUGGGAUCCAAUAUUUCAACCUGAUGGCUAUGAUCAAACUUAUGCUGAAAUGCCCAAGGGAGAAAAGAACAAGAUCUCUCAUCGCUUUAGGGCUCUCUCACUGGUGAAAUCCCACUUUGCUGAAGCUAAAUACACUUUCCAAACAGGUCUCUAAGAGUGAGGUAUACAUGGUUUUGUCUUGCUACGGUUAGCCAUAUAUAUAGAGUCACAAUGACUUGUAGUCAAUUUCCGCAGCUUCAUUGUUCUCACUUGCUGAGGUCUCUGUGGAAGAAGAAUAGUUAAUUACAGUAUGGUGUUUUCUUAUUACAUCGCAUACGAAAAAUCAGAUGCUAUGAGUUUAUUUCCUUUUUGUGAUGAGUCGUUUGUCAAAAAUCAUAAAAAGACUUUUAGUCACACUAAUGUAGAAUAUUUACUCUCAACUUUAUUUAUAUUUAAUGUGGGAGGAAAAAUAAUUGUUUCUUUUUUCCAUUUUGACCUUGUGGGUAACAAAUUGACGCGUGAAUUGACUAAAACACUGUUGAU
Messenger RNA from Ilex paraguariensis (yerba mate), 1068 nucleotides. The record is from the annotation of a GenBank genome assembly. NCBI's taxonomy places the organism in Eukaryota, Viridiplantae, Streptophyta, Magnoliopsida, Aquifoliales, Aquifoliaceae.